UGCGCGCGCUGUAGAGGUGCAUGGCAACGAGGAAGUUUCUGAGGAGCCUAGAGACUGAGCGCGCCGAGCCAGUAAAUUAACACACAAAGGCGAAUUGCCGUGAGAACUUUUGCCCCGUAAACAUUCACAUGAUGUUUGAAUCCCCGCGUAAAUCGACAAACGUGCUCCACGCGUGGUCAGAGAGCAAGGUAGAGUUGCACGACACGCAACCGGUGUCUCCACCCGGGACGGAAAAAUGCGUCAAGGUUAAGAAGAAAAGAAAACAACAGCGAGGCGAAAUACGAUCCGUCUCGGCCCCUCAGUUACCCACCGACGACGACCUUUGCGCGGACGGGGACCGUGCGCAAAAGGAGACGAAAUAUAUAGCGGAUGAACCGAUUGUGCGAGGAAUCUUCCAGAUCGGGAAGAAAAGCCACGACGUGGUUCUCACAGCAACGAGGGUAACGUGGACCCCCAUUGAACCCGAGACCCCUACAGCUGAGCGUGAUGUAAUGAAGCAGGAGGAAUACGUCGAGCUCCAGGACGUGUUUGCUGUGAAGGUAAAACGGCGACGGUCGGCGGGGCAGCAGACGGGCGGCACUCUGCUGGGCAUCACACUUUUCCACUGCAAGAAGAAAGGCCUCAAACUUAAGAAUCACACCAUCCAUCUCAACAACCUGAGCGUGGACCACUGUGAGAUCUGGUUCAAAACUCUCAAAGAGAUCCUCAACGGUUUCAGGCAACGUCCCAAGUCUCUCAAAGUCUUUGUGAACCCCACCAGCCACAAGAAAGAGGCGUACAAAAUCUACCUGGAUGAGGUGGCGCCGCUCUUCAAACUCGCUGAUAUACAAGCGGAUGUCACCAUCACUGAAAGAAAAGGCCAUGCUCUCUCCGUCCUUAAAGACUGUAGCUUGGACGACUGUGAUGGAGUGGUGUGUGUUGGGGGAGAUGGCUCAGUGGCUGAGGUGGCCCACGGGUUGCUUCUCCGGGCCCAGAUGGACGCUGGGAGGGACACAGACUCCAUCUUCACGCCUGUCCAAGCAGCACUUCCUCUCGGCAUAAUACCAGCAGGUUCUACUGAUGUGGUGGCAUGCUCAGUAUAUGGAAAAAGACACGCUGUGACAGCAGCGUUGCACAUUAUUAUGGGACACCGUCAGCCUGUGGACGUGUGCAGUUUCAGCUCCAUGGGUCGUUUGGUGAGGUUCGGUUUCUCUGCCAUGUUUGGUUUCGGUGGGCGGACGCUUGCACUGGCAGAGAGACACCGCUGGAUGCCACCCAGCCAGCGUCGCGAGUUCGCUCUCAUUAAAACACUGGCAAACCUCAAACCUGAAGACUGUGAACUGUCCUUCAUCACCAGCGGCGGAACCGAGGAUCCGAGGCUGGCUAAAGAACAUUUUUUAAGGGAUGAGCGAAACAGAGAUGAAGACAGCAUUUGUGAGGAUGGCUCCUGGCAGACCAGACAGGGUCUCUAUUUAAAUAUCAGUGUCAUGGCUAUUCCCUGCCUGUGCUCCAUGGCCCCCCGAGGCCUGGCUCCAAACACCAGGCUGAAUAAUGGCAGCAUGGCGCUGAUAACGGUCGGCGAUACCUCCAGGUCAGAGUUCAUCAAGCACCUGAAAAGAUACAGCAGCACAAACAAUCAGUUUAGUUUCUCCUUCAUCGAGACCCACACCGUGAGAGCCGUGAGGUUGCGCUCUCAGGGAAGCUGGGCCGAAGACAUCUCAGAGGAACGUGAUUCUAAAACAACACCCAUCAUCUCCUCAGAGGGAACGUAUCCCUGGAACAUUGAUGGAGAUCUCUUAGAGGUCCCAUCUGAGAUACUGAUCAGGGUUCACCCGCAUCUACUCGCACUCUUUGGAGGAGACCUAGAGGAGGCUGAGGAGGCACCGGUUAAAUGCAGCUGUAUCUGAACACACACACACAACAAUAAACAAGAGAUUAUGCUAGGUGGUAGCAACAAGCAAAUUGAAUGUAGAAAUAGCCAAAGCAAAGCUUUAACUUGUAGAAAACAUUUAAUAAAAGCAAAACAUAUACAGUACACAGUACAUUCCAGUGCAUAAGAAUUUAAAUUAAACCAAAGUACAUUUUUAAAAAGCAAAUCAGCGCCGCAAGAAAUAAAUCAAAUAAAAACAUGAACUUAUGAAAAAUCGCGAUUAUUAAAAAAGCAGUGUGCUUUUUGUUUACUAGUCCCUGAACAAUAAAGUGGAGACUUUACAAACAACCCAUAUGAUGCCGUUUGUCAAAUUAAAAUAGAGGAUUUGGGAGAAUAGCGUAAGCCUUCAGUCCUACUGGAUCAGCUGUGCUUAUGAUCCUUACAGUCUCAAUGACAUAGAAAUGUCCUUAAGCUCACCCCUUAUGAUCAGGCCCAGAUGGAAUCCGAGUUUUUAUUUUACAUUCUUACAUUUGAUUUAACAUUUAUGACAUUUCGCUCCAUUUGUGGCGGAAAUAUUGGGGAUAUACGCAGUUUUUAAAAUGAUAUUUUUUCAACUAUUUUAUUUGUUACUUGAAUUGUUAAUAAAUAGAUUGCUUUUA
Triplophysa rosa is the source of this 2508-nucleotide messenger RNA. It is a transcript of the gene cerkl, whose product is annotated as ceramide kinase-like. The coding region runs from base 129 to 1886 and encodes 585 amino acids. Gene Ontology annotation, molecular function: kinase activity. The record is from RefSeq and is a predicted model, not a curated record. The transcript is spliced from 13 exons. NCBI's taxonomy places the organism in Eukaryota, Metazoa, Chordata, Actinopteri, Cypriniformes, Nemacheilidae.